UCAGCUGUCAGUCACAGAGCCUCAGAUCACAGGUGACAUUUGACUAUGUCACAUCACAAUUUAUAAUAGAGGAUAGAGCUCUCUCUCGGGCUAGCGCGCGCGCGAUCGGAUCAUUGGUCGUAGAUAGUGUUCAUCGCAUUCUUUCUUCGGUGGUUAAUUGUGACGAGGUUUAGGGCCAGGAAAGAUUCCAUCAUUGCGGUGGGAUCAGCCGGGCGCGUGUUUGUUUUUCCAUUGACCGGGUAGUGAUUUUUCUCGGACACUACACACCCUUCGUCACACUUCGUCGGUGUCGGUCCUCGUGGAAGCACAUGAGUCCGCUCCCUCCUUCUAUUGACGUGUGCGCAUUCGACUGUGAAGUGAAGUGAAUAAUGAAUGACAAGUCCCCAAGUGACGAUUGAUAAGCGUGAAGGUGUGCAAAAGAUUUUCAGGAAAUAAUUCAAGUGAAAAUCAAAACAAUUUUGUAAACAAUCUGAUAACCUUGAAGUGAAGUGAAGAGUGCGAAUAUUUUUGUUUUAAGGAGACAUUCGCAACAUCAGCAAGCAUGGCAUUGGAAGAUCGUUGCAGUCCUCAGAGUGCACCCAGUCCGCCGCAUCACCAUCAUCAUCACCACAGCCAGAGUCCGGUCAAUUCUGCCACCGCAACGAUGAUGACCCAGCCCGCAACGGGAACUACGCGAGUUUCGCCUACUACCGAAGAGAUGUCGCCACUGGUACCGAUCUCUCCGUUGCACAUCAAGCAGGAGGUCACUGAUCAGAUACCUCCGCCUCCAGCACAGCACCAACCCAGCAUUACGUUUUCGAUCCAUAACAUCCUGAGUGAUAACUUUGGUAAAAUUCCGGUUCCACCCACUGCCACCCAGCAACCACCCAGUCCCAUGGCCAGUCCUCCAUGCAGUUCAGACUCAAACAGCCCUAACGGAGCAUCUGUGCACCAUCGGAGAGACAGUCUAUUCCGGCCGUAUGAAAUCAGCAAGUCCCCUCGAUUAUGUUCCAGUAAUGGUAGCAGUAGCCACAACCCUUACCACACGGACAGCGAGUCACAGGACUCGACCUGUUAUGAACCCCAAACUACUACAUCAACUGCCACCAGCAUGCUCAUGUUCAACAAUAACCACUACCACCCGCGAAUUCCAACUCUGUACGACUUCAGCACCAAAACCAUGCCCAGCAUAGAUCCUCGGGCAGCGCUUCUGAACGGCUUCAGUGCAACCAGUUAUCCAAAGCUCCAUGAGGAGAUCAUCAACAGCCACCGGAAGUUCCAGGCGAAGCUCCUCGAGAGCCAGGCCAAAGCUGCAGCAGCAGCCGUCAUCCAUCCUCACUCGAUGCCUCCACUGGGAUCUCUGUGCAAGACCGUCUCGCAAAUCGGGCAGCAUGUGGCCUCCAACCCGGCACCGAUGACGAUAGGCUCGACCAACGGAAGCACCGCAGGAACCCCAAACAGUUGCAUCAGCAGCAAUACGUCCAGCGCCAGUCCAAAGUCGAUUCCGAAACCGACGGCCACGGUGGCGUCCAGUUUACCGGGGAACAACGGCAGUGAUAGAAGCCAUGGAGACGGAAGUGGAAUGGCGAAUGGCAGUCACAACAACAACAACAACAACAAUGACGGUGGAAUGUCCUCGGAUGAUGCCCGGUCGGAAACGGGCAGCAGUAAGGAUGGCGAGGGUGGCGGAAAUCUGUGGCCGGCCUGGGUGUACUGCACCCGGUACAGCGAUCGACCGAGUUCGGGUCCCCGCUAUCGGCGAACAAAGCCUCCGAAGCAGAAAGGCGAAAGUGAGGAAAAACGCCCCCGCACCGCAUUCACCACUGCCCAGCUGCAAAGACUGAAGAACGAGUUCAACGAAAACCGCUAUCUUACGGAGAAGCGCCGGCAAGCGCUGAGUGCCGAAUUGAACCUCAACGAGUCGCAAAUCAAAAUUUGGUUCCAAAACAAGCGGGCCAAGAUCAAGAAGACUUCGUCGGAAAAGAAUCCCCUGGCACUGCAGCUGAUGGCCCAAGGGCUGUACAACCAUUCGACGGUGCCGCUGACCAAGGAGGAAGAAGAGCUCGAAAUGCGCAUGAACGGACAGAUUCCGUAGGCUACUUACUGCGUUGUAGCGCUGAGUUAUUGAUCUUCUUGUAGAUCAACCGAGGCAUAGCUAGGACAACACGUGUAACAUUUUGUAUCGAGUGAGUGACGUCCAACGCUCUGUAACCUCGCAAGCGCUGUCAGUCACAGCGCGAGAACACUAACAAAGCAGGCGAGGCAAGCCUGUGCGAUCCAGUGCUGCAAGUGUGUCCGAGGGGGUAGGAAUCGAAAAUCAACAAACCAGAGUACAAUUACAUUUAAAUAAUUGAAUUAAUGCCCCCGUUCCGUUACUCUUUUUUUCCGUCUGAGAGACAAACAAAUCCCGGUGAUGAACUGAAUAAUGCUGAAGCGAGCCAAGUGAGAAGCUGCAUAUGUAAAUACAUAAAUAUUGAACAUUGAAAAAUGCUUCCUCGCUCGCCGAGGGGAAGGAAACUUUCUCACGCACAUCCCUGCUGCCUGCGCACAACAAGUGCUGUGAGGAAGUGAAAAGUAGAGUGAUUUAUUUUCCGAAUGUUUAUAUAAAAUGGGAAACCGGAAAAUGAGUAGACCGAGAGUAGUUGACCGCGGUAAUGGUUUAAUGGAUGGACUAAUCUAGCUUCACUUUUGAAAAAUUGUUAUGUAAACUUGUUUGUCAAAGUUAUUGGAAUAAAAAUUGAGUGCAAAUUGAUUAAUCCAUCUCAGCUGGCGGUGCAAUAAACUGGUCAUCUACUCUAAGUUGGCUCGUUAUCCCCUACCUAACCGUGAUUAGGAUCAACCGAAACCGAAUAGCAAUAACCCUAGGCAAAUUAGUAAGGCCAGCUCACUCGCGAGGAAUCAUGUAGAAAUAGAAUCUAGGACUUUGGAUGAGUGAGACGAGGCAUGUAAAUUAUUCCCUUCGAGCGUUUUAAUCUUAGUUCAAACUUCACAGUUGAGAAACAAACAAAAAACUAACAGAGCACUGUCCAAGAAGAAGGCUAUCUAGGAAGCAACAAGAAUCUCAACCUUACUACUCACGCACACAAAUUUAUGUAAAUAACCCCCGUGCCUGGCUCGGUCUAAAAUCGAGGGGAAGUAAGGUUGAGUGUAAAAAAUUAGCUACUAAAAUUUAAUUGAGAUUAACAGCGAUCAGGCAGUAGGCAGGCAGAGCGAGAAUGGCGCAAAAACCAACAAAACAGAUAAGGCUCCUCUCUACUGUACUGUAUAGUAGGCUGCGAUAUUCCCACGCGGAAGGCCGCUGAACAGCAGCCACAGAGAUACAAAGUUGAUACAUAAUUAAUACCCGAACGCAACGCUGAGUCUGUCAGCGAGCGAGGGCAGGUUGUUAGAACCAGUUUCGCCCAUAUCCAAAUCAACCCGCGCGGAGGAGCAAGUGAAGAAUCGCUGAAAGCCAUCCAAAGUAGGUAUGGCAGGCAA
Messenger RNA from Ochlerotatus camptorhynchus, 3456 nucleotides. It is a transcript of the gene en, whose product is annotated as engrailed. Gene Ontology annotation, molecular function: DNA-binding transcription factor activity, RNA polymerase II-specific; RNA polymerase II cis-regulatory region sequence-specific DNA binding. The record is from RefSeq and is a predicted model, not a curated record. The transcript is spliced from 3 exons. Gene Ontology annotation, cellular component: nucleus. Gene Ontology annotation, biological process: multicellular organism development; regulation of transcription by RNA polymerase II; neuron differentiation. Lineage: Eukaryota; Metazoa; Arthropoda; Insecta; Diptera; Culicidae. The coding region runs from base 542 to 2074 and encodes 510 amino acids.